AUGGACCAAACCCUCCAAGAAGAACGCAAAAAGUUAGACGAUCUAGUCGCGCGGCUGCAAGCUGAGCUUACCCAAGCACAACAACAAGCGACAUGCCUUGCGAAAGCGCAAGAGACCUACGACCUACUAGCGAAGAGGGUGAACAAACUGGACAGACUACCAAGACAUAUUUGCGCAGACGUGCUCCCACUUCGAUAUUCAACGAGUGGAAAUACUCCUUUGAAAUCUGUUCCAAUUGCAGUCUUUGUGGCGCUAACAAGAUAUCUCACAAAGACCGAAAUCGAGGCCCUAAUACAACACAAUUCGUCACUGUCAGCAGCAGUUGCACUGCUUGCCACGCCCGAGAUACACGUGAACUGGUACAGGUGCUUCGAAGAAUGGAAAAAAUCUUCGGACCCCAGACAUCUUCGAGAUUACUUCACCGAAAUAACAGAUGCCAUCAUCGCCCUAAACGGAUUGCAAGCACCGAACGAGGACGAGAUAGAGAUGCCGUCGGUCCACACACAUGGCAGCACUCGUCAUCAAAAAAGAAGACGUGUUUGCGCAGAGGCGACUGACGUCUCCGACCGAGAGACGCCCACACCGGAGGCCGAUACUUCCGGCACUUCGAACGCUUGUACUAACAUCGAUCCUCAACAUCAACACACUCCUCCCACCUACGUCGACUAUACCUUUGCCUAUAUGUUCAAGACGCAGGAGAUGUUCAGCAUAUUCUCAGAACCCUUCAUGGCCCGAAUCCAGAGUCUUGCGACAUGGGGUACGGAGAGGACAACGUCGUGCAUCCGGGCACACAUGACAGGGAAAAAGAUGGAGUUUGUGUUUGACUGGGAGCUCCCAACCGCUCCUCCUGUGGAAGAAAUUUUGAGCGGUCCGUCUCAAGCGACAGUAAACAUUAAGCACGUCACGCAGCUUUGCCUCUGUGUACCAUACGAAGAAGGGCAACAUAUGCUAAACCUCAUGACUGGGCCUGCGCCUCAUACUCGAAUUUAA
Messenger RNA from Colletotrichum orchidophilum, 990 nucleotides. RefSeq lists its product as uncharacterized. The transcript has 2 exons. The coding region runs from base 1 to 990 and encodes 329 amino acids. Lineage: Eukaryota; Fungi; Ascomycota; Sordariomycetes; Glomerellales; Glomerellaceae. The record is from RefSeq and is a predicted model, not a curated record.